Molecule: messenger RNA, 5059 nt
Organism: Erinaceus europaeus (western European hedgehog)
Lineage: Eukaryota; Metazoa; Chordata; Mammalia; Eulipotyphla; Erinaceidae
Gene: ALPK1
Product: alpha kinase 1
Exons: 17
Coding region: 702-4418 (1238 amino acids)
Biological process (GO): protein phosphorylation
Molecular function (GO): ATP binding; protein serine/threonine kinase activity
Source: RefSeq, a predicted model, not a curated record
ACCCCGCCUUCCAGCCCCAGACGGGAUCCCUCGAGGCCCCGUCCUCUAAAGAUCCCCCGCUGUCUGGAAACUUCGCGCCUAUGGAGACCUCACCGCCAAGACCUUGGCCUGAGCCCCCAAGGCUCCCGAGCACCUGCCUGAAGGAGACAACCAACCCUGGAGGGUCACCCCAUCGCGGGGCAUUGCUAGGCCAGACCACACUGCCCAACCUGAGCGCAGGAGACCUGCCAGCCUCUUUCCUUGGAUCUCAGAGGACCAGCCCUCCAUUUCGACUGAGUCUAAAUAAGGACUUUCUGCAGUUCCCUUCAGAGGAAGGAUUCUUCUGUGGUAGUACAACUCCCAGCAUACCUUUCGCCAGGGCCAUUCUCCACUGGGUGUGUCUUCUGGUGGUAAAUCUGCUGAAAUCCCAGAUCCGGAUUUCGCAACCUCACACAGAGACGGAAAAACUUUGUUUGCUUUCAAGAUCUGACUUCCUUCUGAAACCCAGGCCGUUUAUGAGAAACUGUAUUUUUGUAGCAGGUUGUACAGAAGUGAACUUUCUCUUCCCGGCAUCAGACUUGCUUGUCUUAAAGGUUUUUUUUUUUUUUUUUCCUCUUGGACUGAAAGAAAAUUCUUCUGAAUCAGAAAUGGACUGAUAUCGAAUACAACAGAGAUUGGGGGUGCCCCAGCCCUGCAGGGAGGGGCUCUUUGACUGAGCACCUAUGUUUUCUCUGCAGACGGGGACCCUUGACUCAGCGGCCAUGAUGGAUCAAAAGGCUGUGGCUGCCCUCCUGCAGGAAUGCAAGCAGUUACUGGCCCAGCUCUCAGGGGAACCUCUCCCAGCGCAGGACCAGGUCACAGAAGAGGGUCAGUUGUGCAGAGCUGCCCUGCCUGCUGAGCUGAAGACACUGAUCCAGGAGGCCAAAGCCAUGGCAUGGCCCUUCGUGCCUGAGAAGUGGCAGUACAAGCGGGCUGUGGGCCCCCAGGACAGAGUCAACCUUCAGGACGCUGUGGGCGCUGGGCUGCAGCCACUGCUGGCAUGCCUCAAAGCCUCCAUCCUCGCUGGGGACUGUGCCACGGCUGCCGCCGUUGUGUUCCUGAGCGAUCGCUUCCUGUAUGGGCUGGAUGCAUCCGGGCCGUUGCUCCAGGUGGCCAAGGGCCUACACAGGUGGCAGCCGGCCACGCCCAUCGCCCCGCAGGUCGUCAUCCGCCAGGCACGGUUAGCCGUGCACUCAGGAAAACUUCUCAAAGCAGAGUAUAUCCUGAGCAGCCUGAUAAGCAACAACGGAGCCACAGGCACAUGGCUGUACAGAAGUGAGAGCGACAAGGUGCUGGUGCAGUCAGUCUGCAUCCAGAUCAGAGGACAGAUUCUGCAGAAGCUUGGGAUGUGGUGCGAAGCCGCAGAGUUGGUCUGGGCCUCAAUCAUAGGAUACUUGACGCUUCCGCUGCCAGAUAAAAAGGGCAUCUCCAUGUCCCUAGGAAUCCUGGCGGACAUCUUCGUCUCCAUGAGCGAGAAGGAUUAUGAAAAAUUUAGAAACAAUUCACAUAUUAGCCUGGGUUUGCUCAAGUACUUGGACCACCAUUUGCUGUCAGCUGCAGAAGCCUGCAAGCUGGCCGCCGCAUUCAGUCCUUACACACCCCUCUUCGUGCUCACAGCUAUGAACAUCCGGGGCACCUGCUUGCUGUCCUAUAGCAGCUCCAGCAACUGUCCCCCUGGACUGAAAACUCGCUACCUAUGUGAUGCCAAAGAGGCCUUCGAGAUCGGCCUCCUCACCAGGAGGCAGGGUGAGCCGGUGACUGGGAAGCAGGAGCUCCACAGCUUCCUCAAAGCCGCCUUCGGCCUGGCCACAGCACAGCGAAGGCUCCAGGGUGACACCGAACAGGUACAGGCAGCGCUUGGGCUCUGCUGCACUGCCAUGUUGACGCUCUACGCCGUCAGCACUUCCGCCGGAAGUCAGGAGCGGGAGGCCUUGGCUCAGGACAUCAUGGCCGCCAUCGGCCAGGUUAAGGCGCUCUUCCAAGUCCAGGCCUUCUCCAAUGCAGACGCCGGGUCUUAUGUUCCCGAGGGUUUCCAGUGUGGUUUGGAUCAGCCCGUCUCACGGGGGCAAGUGGAUUUCCAGAAAGUCCUGGAGGUCCACUCCCAGCACCACAUCUCCGUGUGCGAGGUGUUUGAAAGCAAGUGUGGAAACCACUGGCACCAACAAGAAGAGAUGAAUUCCGGGGUGUGCAUCACCACUCUGAGAACAGAAACAGAGAUCCCAGACCCCCGGGAAGGUGUCAGGCAACCUUCUCUCCAGGGAGCCCAGGAGAGAGUGGAGAAACUCAGGAGGACCAGAAGGAGCAAGUGGGAAGGCACUGAGGCCUUCCGAUCCAUGGACCAGAAUGCAGAGAGUGAGGCGGGGUCCCCAGACCUCGGCCCUGCUCAGAGGACCGCUUUGAACACUUCUCUGAGUGGCAGCCAGAGCUCCGGGUCCUGGAGCAGGUUGUCCAGCUUAAGUUCAAGUUGGGAAGAAGUGGCCUGUCAUGUUGAUGACCAGAAAAGAGCCAAGUCAAGUCAAGAGGAAGGUGCGGUGGACGCUCAGUGUCCCACUGCUCUGCCUGAGUGGCCGCAGGACAAGGGAGAAGACAAAAUACAAUGGCCACUGUCUUCAGAGCCACCUGGCCUAUCCGGCCAGGCCUCAGAAGUGGGCAACGCAGAGUCUCUUCAGAAUCCACUCUGCACACAGAGGCUGCCCACCACCCUCCCUUCUCAGAGCCCAGCAGACAUUUUCUCAGCCCCAGGGCUGGUAGAAGGAGCAGGGGCAGAACAGGAGGCUAAGAGAGUGAUGAACUGCCAGAGUCCUUCAGCCCCUGUGUCCCCUGCUCAUUCAGGCUGGUCUGAGAAGCUGGCAGCCUGUCCUUCACUAGAAGAGGGAGAAACCUUUGAGAUGGUUGAUGCAUUUGUAGACCUCAGAUGUGAUGCCACAGGCAGGCAUGGAGGAGAAGACAAUGGGCAAGGUCACCAGGGAGGUCGAGGCCACCUUUCCUGGGUGGAUCCUGAAGUAGAAACAGCAGAAAGCACAGAGGAUCAACCCUCUAGCUCCCACGGGGCCUUAAAUGAGCCCCUAGGGGACAGGCCUAUGAUGACACAGCACUCUGGCCAUCCUCGAUGGCAGGCUCACCGUCCUGACUCAGGAGAGGGCAGUGGCUCAGUCAGACAGCAGGCUGUGGACCCUGAGGCCCCCACGGUGGAUGAGGAAGGGUCUGAGCCAGGCAGCACAGAGUUUCAAAACCCCACAAGUCCACAUGCAUCUCAUAGGCUUGGAGCUCAGAGGCCUGGUUGUGGGGCUGAGACCCUCCAUUCCUCUGUAACCAACAGCACACCCUCCCCCAGUGCCAGUGAGGACUGUGCCACCACAGAGGAAGGCAGCUCGCCAGUAGACUUACUCAACUGCAGCCUGAACUCCAGCUCAGUCUCCUCCUUGUCCUCAUCGUGGCAGCUGAGGUCUGCCAUAUUUUCAAAGGGUUCUUCUGUGGGUGAAAGCCCAUGGUCCCUCCUGAAUUCCAGCAGCAGCAGCAGUGCUUCUAUUUCCAGGCUGGGGGUGAGCCAGCAGGAGCUCCUGGAGGCUCGCACGCUGCAGCCUCAGGACCUGGAGAAGCUCCUAGCAGGCGUGUCGCACAGCUGGCUUUUCCAGAGACUAAAAGGCACAGGGGUCUUUAAGCCUAGCCAGCUGCGGCAAGCACACGGUGCUCUCUUAUUAAAAUAUUCCAAGAAAUCUGAAUUGUGGACCGCCCAGGAAACAAUUGUUUACUUAGGGGACUACCUGGAAGUAAAGAAGAAAGGCAGACAAAGGAAUGCUUUCUGGGUUUAUCAUCUUCAUCAAGAGGAAACUCUGGGGAGGUAUGUCGGGAAGGAGUAUAAGCAGCAGAAGGGGCUCUGGAGCCACUUCACUGACGUGGAAAGGCAGAUGACCGCACAGCACUACGUGAUGGAAUUCAACAAGAGACUCUAUGAGCAGAAGAUUCCCACACAGAUAUUCUACAUCCCAUCCACCAUCCUGCUGAUUUUGGAGGGCAGGACGAUAAAGGGGUGCAUCAGUGUGGAGCCCUACAUUCUGGGGGAUUUUGUAAAACUCUCAAAUAACACCGAUGUGGUGAAAACAGAGUACAAGGCCACAGAAUACGGCUUGGCUUACGGCCACUUCUCUUACGAGUUUUCCAAUCACAGAGAUAUUGUGGUGGAUUUACAAGGCUGGGUGACGGGAAAUGGAAAAGGCCUCAUCUACCUCACUGAUCCCCAGAUUCACUCACUGGAUCAGAAAGAGAUCCCCACCAAUUUUGGGAAGAGGGGCAUCUUUUACUUCUUCAAUAACCAGCAUCAGGAGUGCAAUGUGAUCUGCCACCGCCUCUCCUUGGCCAGACCUACCCUGGAGGAGCUCGGACAAAAGCAUUCCCCUUGAGCAGUAAGUGGGAGCUUUCCAGAAGCUGACAACUGUGGGCUUAGCUCUCGGUGGUGUACCAGACGACUGAGGAAGAAGAGAGAAUAUUCGGGGCAUCUAUGCAUUGCACCUUUACGGCAGAAGAUGAGACCAAAAAGACUCCAUCCAGGAAACCUGCUCAGUGUUUGUCCACGCCUCUGUGGUCUGCCGUGACAAGUUCACCAGCUUAUUGUCUCACUGCUUGGGUCAUUGAUUUAAAUAUGGAGAGACAAAUGAGUGCCCCAGGCCCUGGCACUGGCCUCUUCCUGGGAGUUGGUUACAAACUUUGCAGCCUGAGUAUUAAGCCACUAACAUUUAUUCACCCCAUUGUGUGGUCCACAGAGCAAUAAUUUAUUAAACUGAUCUUACAGAAAACAACACAGUGGUAGGUUGAGUUACUGCCUCUUGUGUAUCCAAACAAAACAAAUACUGAUCUGAGUCCUGAAAAUCAUGUUUUUAAACCACUGGAUUUGCAGCUAAGGUCUGUGUGCUGGUCAACAGUGAAAUUUAAAAGAGGACAGGAAUAACUACUCCUGUUUAAGUACAGAUUAAUAAACACAUGCAUCACCACUGACGUCAGAAAAAUCCACUUUUUCCUAAUUAAAAUGUUCUAAAAGCUCCAA